Molecule: messenger RNA, 1050 nt
Organism: Parathielavia appendiculata
Lineage: Eukaryota; Fungi; Ascomycota; Sordariomycetes; Sordariales; Chaetomiaceae
Exons: 1
Coding region: 175-810 (211 amino acids)
Source: RefSeq, a predicted model, not a curated record
CGGCACGAGGUAUUUCCAUAGCUUCACUGUCCGCCACCUUCGCCACAGUCCCGGGAGCUCCGUCACCGGGCAACUCCCCGGCCGGAGGUACCGGUUUAAGCGAGCGAUUGUCUUCGAUGACUCCUCGAGCUUAUGUCCGAAUGGCUCGGUCCGUUUACACAAUUCGUGUAAAUAAUGAAUCGUGGCCUGUUUCGGACGGCUGCUUUGAAAUGCCGCACCAUCACCACCCAGGAGGCUACCAUCGCCACCAGUUCCGAGCUCGCUAUGGCAGCGAUAAUGACAGAAGAACACGCCAAACGGUUGGUUAGUUGCUUAACUUCGGCAAUGGCUCCCAGACCAGGCGGUCGGAUCACGAAAUUCAAGACCGGUAAGAAACGGACGGAUACGGCAAAAUGGGCCUCAUGCACGAUAAUUCUCGGUCUAAGGUCCAACAGACUGUCGCCGACGUUCCUUGCUUCUCCGCGACCCCGCCAUGUCCCGAAGCUGAAGCGGAAAGCCAGACGGAGACUUCGAGGUCGUGUGGCUUAUAUCUGGGGUAAGAAGUCGUUCAUCCCUGUUGGGGUUCUGGCAAGAUGGAAGCCCCGAAAACGGGAGACAUAUACGGAUACAGCAGAGGGGCUUUUUCGCUUUUGUCGUCCGAUCCGACAACCCGGUAACCAGCCCGCCCAAAGUCUGCCCGUCACGCCACCCGUCCGAUAUCAGUCAUUCGAACCAAAUACGGGCUUUGCGGCACGUGUUUGGCGGGCAUGCCGAGCGGUCUGUUGGAGACAUCGGCCCACGGCCCGUCUCGAGGUUCGUGAUGUUUGGUGAUUUAAAGCACAGUACACUUUUAUGCUCGCCAAGCCUCGCUGAUUGAUCCACCGCGAUUACCCCUCCAUGGGAUGUUCACUGAGCUCUGAAGCUACCCAUGCAUCUGUUGAUGAAUGUGCCGGGUUUCAGUUCAGCUAUGCUUUGUCAUCUCAAUACAAUUCUGAUAUGCAUUGAUGAGUGGCUUAACUCAAACCCAUACCUUGGAAGCUUUUAUGCCCAGAUCAUGGUCGAGUGGCACGC